AUGCUCGCUGCCGUUUGGUGUCUGUUCAGCUUCGUCUGUCGUGGCUUCGCCCAUAUACUGCCACCUGGCUACCAGACACAAGCCAAGCCCGGGCUCAGCAUCAUUCUCCUGAGCCGCCGAGUAUGCUCCGCCGCAGAGAACCGCUGUAACUGGGAGCAACUCAUGACGUCCACGGAUGGCACUCGUCCGUUGUUCUGCGAUUUCAGCAUCGAGGGACCGCCGGAGAGACAGGCGUUAGAGAACACAAAGGGCGCCGAGGUUGAUGUUCCGACGAUGCCAUGUCACGAGGCGGACAAUGCAGAGAUUGUUCGCCUCUGGGGCGACCAAGACGCUACCACGACGAUCAUCGCCUGGGAUGCCAAAGGCAAACCGUCGUGGCGUGCCCUGGCUCAGAACGGGACCACGUGGCUGGACAUCACCAGGUUCAUGCCGGGAUCCGCGAUGGGCAGCGACGACAACGACCAAAUCUUCCAGAACCCACCUGAUCUGGUGCGUUCUGUGCCUCGCAGCAGCGAGGACAGCUUGGAGUACGCGUCCGAAUGGUCGCUUGGGGAUGUGUAUCGCUAUGUCAUGCAGUCUGAGGAAAAGCCUGGCAUGGCCCUCAUCUUCACCAUUGAGCAUCCCGACUUUGACUCUGUCCUGUGUGUCGUGUCACAUAGCGGCAAGAAGGGGCAGGACCCAGGCAAGAUAAGCUUUUUUGAUAAGCCGUGCGAGGGGAGCAACUGGGGCGUCUCGUGGGGCUACAAUACUGAGGCGGAGGAGGAUGUGGCCACCAUGACCUUGACCAAUGAGAAACGGGAUAGGCGCGCCUUCUUCGGGUUCAGGUACAUCAAUGACAAUACCAGGCUUGGUGACAGGGGGCCGGAGAAAACAGAGAAGUACUGA
Verticillium nonalfalfae is the source of this 885-nucleotide messenger RNA. RefSeq lists its product as uncharacterized. NCBI's taxonomy places the organism in Eukaryota, Fungi, Ascomycota, Sordariomycetes, Glomerellales, Plectosphaerellaceae. The coding region runs from base 1 to 885 and encodes 294 amino acids. The transcript is spliced from 3 exons. The record is from RefSeq and is a predicted model, not a curated record.